Messenger RNA from Python bivittatus (Burmese python), 4631 nucleotides. RefSeq names its product protein kinase, membrane associated tyrosine/threonine 1 (gene PKMYT1). Lineage: Eukaryota; Metazoa; Chordata; Lepidosauria; Squamata; Pythonidae. Gene Ontology annotation, biological process: protein phosphorylation; negative regulation of G2/MI transition of meiotic cell cycle; meiotic cell cycle. Gene Ontology annotation, molecular function: ATP binding; protein kinase activity. Gene Ontology annotation, cellular component: nucleus; cytoplasm. The record is from RefSeq and is a predicted model, not a curated record.
UUGGCGCGAGCGCGGAGCGUUAGGUGUCUUCUAGGAGGCUUGGCGCGCCUCAGAGGAGGGGCAGGAGGUGGCCGGACUGAGGGAAACUGGGUUCCUGCCUCUGGGAACUCACGGAGAACCCGAGCUUUCUUGUCUCGCGACUCAGAGGGGAUUGGGACGGAGAAAGAUUUGGAAGAGAUAUGCCGGUACCUCUUGACUGUUCAGGGGCUGAAUCUCAAUUGAGCCAUACUCCUCUGCCAGUGCCUGCCUUCUUCAGGGAAGCAGAAUGCAGUUUUUCAAUCAAAAGGGCCCGCCAACCACUCAGUUAUACCCUUCCUCCACGGCCACGCCACAAGAGCACAUUAACUGUGAGCCGAAUUUUCUCUGACCGCCGUCUGCAGCCUUGGACCAAGCUCCAGCCACGCAGUGUUUCCUUCCAUGGCUCACACAAGCAGCAAUCACCUCUACAUAGUCAUCUGUAUGAUGCCUCUAAAAGAGAGCUGUUUUUCAGGCAGUGUUUCCAGAAACUCAGCUGUUUGGGACGAGGAUCUUUUGGGGAAGUAUACAAGGUACGGUCUCGUGAAGAUGGUCAGUUGUAUGCAGUAAAGCGCUCUGUGGAGCCUUUCCGGGGUGAGGGUGACAGGCAGCGCAAAUUGGCUGAGGUGCGCAAGCAUGAACAUGUGGGGCACCAUCCCAACUGUGUGAGCUUUGUACAGGCCUGGGAGGAGCGUGGACAACUGUACAUCCAGACAGAGUUGUGCCCUGGCACCCUGUUGCAGUACUGUGAGGAGUAUGGGCCCCUGUCCGAAUGGCAAGUUCAGGCCUUCCUCUGGGAUUUGCUUCAAGGACUGCGCCAUUUACAUGAUCAUAACCUUCUACACAUGGAUGUCAAGCCAGCUAACAUCUUCCUAUCAUCUACCAAUGUCUGUAAGCUGGGAGACUUUGGCCUAAUGCUGGAGUUGGACUCUGGGGAUCUGAAUGAUGCUCAAGAAGGGGAUCCACGCUACAUGGCCCCGGAGUUGCUCCGUGGAGAAUAUACCAAGGCUGCUGAUGUCUUCAGCCUUGGCAUAACUAUCCUAGAAAUUGCCUGUAAUAUGGAGCUCCCCAAUGGAGGUGAAGGCUGGCAGCAGCUUCGACAGGGUUAUCUGCCCCCUGAAUUCACUGCAGGUCUCUCUGUCGAGCUGCGAAAACUUCUGGUUGCCAUGUUGGAACCUAAUCAUCUUCUCCGGCCCUCAGUGGAGAUGCUGCUUAAUUCUAGUCUCAUGCAGAAAACUGAGAGGUGGCGAAAACUGAUGUUGUUAGCACAAUCUGGGAUCCAGCAGGGAGUCUCCAUGUACAAGACUCUCCUCAGGUUCAUGCAGUGGCUCUGGGGAGCUCUGUGCAGUCCAGCUCAUUGGUUGCUCUUUUGGCAUCAGACUGUUCCAGUCACACCACCACAUUCACCCUUCCUCCUUCCACUAGAAAACAGCAGUCUCUCUAGUGACUGGGGCGAAGAAGAUGAGGGUGAUGAAGAGACCCUUGGUGAGGAUGUAUUUGAGCUCUCAGAGAUAAGUGAACGACAUAACCACACUUGCCCUGUGGAGCUGCAGUCCUCAGAUAAACAACCUGGUUCCCCUCUGCUGACCAUAUGCCCAUGUACAGGAAGCACCUCCACACCACGGCAUCCCUCACCUCAACAGACUAGUUGCAGGAAAAACAGGUCUUUUGCACUCCCGGGAAGUCCCAACCUUAGUUGCGUUAGUCUGGAGUCCCCAUACAACAGCCCCACUUCAUCAGACUUGUUACCUGUGAAUAGCUUGCAGCACACACUAGCAUAUGAUGAUGCAGAAGAUGAAUGGGAAUCAGUUUUACCUCAAUGCUCAAAUCAUUGCUCCACUUUUGAGCCAAAAAAUUUGUUAAGCUUAUUCGAGGACUCUCUGGCAUCUGAGCAAAAGUGUCAGAGCUGAUGGGGGAACUGUAUUUAUUUGCUGGUUUGUUUAGGCCCUUUUUUGGUACUGAAGGGGUUCCUGCCAUUAGCAUUAUGCUAGAGGUCAGUAUGCUCAGAGGCACUGGGUUAUGACCAAGCUCAGUCUAGCAAAGGAGAGGCAAGAUUUGUAUGGAUGCUUCGCUGUGCGUACGUUUUGUCUGCUUGAGUCAUAUAUAAUGCUGUUUUUGAGAUACCAGUUCUUGCCUUCAGGACUUAAGAAUAGUAUUUGCUGGCAAUCAGUAGAAAGCAGAUCAUACUGUCUCACCAUUUAAGAGAAAAGGCAUCCUACUUUUUAUGAAUUUGAUUAAAUACAUUCUGUACACAUUGCUUUUUUAAGUUUUGUCCCCUUCUGUGUCCCAGAGAUUUGCUGCCAUUUGUGGGCUUGGGAAUCGGGACUGAAUAAUCUUUCAUUCUGGGGUUUUACAAAGGUGGCAGCUGUAAGUCAUGACAAUAAAAGCAUUCAGAAUUUCCACUUAUUGGUCUGUUUCUUUUUUAAAAACAUGACUUGACUAUAAAGUACAACUCCAUAAAGAAAAAAAAAAAGACCGAAAGGAGAUACGUUAUUUAAACCCAAGCCAAAUAGACAAGGAAAGCCAUUUCAGUUUUGUUUAACUGAAGGAAAUCUUGAAAAUACAGAUCUUCAGAGAAGUGACUGUAAACUGAGCACACGCCUUUGAUAAAUUCUAAAGCUUAUUAGCUGCCCAUAUCUACUGUGUCUCACUUGUUUUCAGGACUUUGCAGUCAGGUUACAUGAGAUGCCCUGUUCUUACUGGGUAGAGAAAAAGGUGACUGGUGAUUGAUAAAAAUGUGCUUUUCUGGAAGCUUGUUCAGUCUACUUUACUGAGCUUCAAUUAGGAUAUGAUUAGCAUGCAUGUGUCCUCUUAGACUAACAUACUCAGCUGAGAGCCUACUGAUGAGUUAACAUGCUAUCUACUCAUCUUUCAGUCAGCAAAAAAACCCUGUACCAGCAUGAAAUUUGCUGCCACCAUUGCCAAUCAUUGUCCUGCCUCUAUGGCAUCUGUUCUGGCUCACUGAAUGGCACCAUUUUGAUUUUAUGUAUGCAACGCAUGACAACCAAAGCAGUCAGCUGAUUUUUCUGGCUUUACUGUUUUUCCUCUUCUGCAUAUCAGCAGCUAGUAGGAAAAACAUCCACCAGUCAUGGUACAAGAGGAAGUAGGGGUUUGGGGGGACAAUCUGGUUACAGGAUAGUGUCCCUCAUCUGUAGGCUUCCUCCUCCUGUACUCUUAUGCUAUAACCCAAGCUGAAGUUAAAAAGUCGCUGAGGAAGCUGAGUUACAAGCAGCAUUUUUAUCUAGGAUUGUCCAUUGCUCUCUUUCCUUUUCCUUAAAUAGGCAAUAAAUGCUGUUUGACCAGAUUCCUCUAUGCUGUUUGACUAGCAAAGGGGCAAAAAGUACAUUGAUCCCAUCAUUCUGUUAUUAGGUGAUUUCAUCCUUGUGCUAACCUGGUAAAAAUCAUAAAGUUAAAGCCCAGCAUUGCCAGCUUAGUACUACUGCAUAAUUCUGACAAAUCACUAGCAGAGUGCUGCUGUGUCCAGCUUUUUCGGGAGACAGCAACAGAAUGGCAGCAGGCACGGUUGACCAGAGAAGAGGACACGCCCAAACAGUAUGAAACAGGCAAUAUGUGCCUUGCUGUUUCUACCAGUACUGACCACCUGAUUUUUGCCUCCAAAAUAAUAGGUGACAAAGUAUAAUAGGUUUUAUACUUUGUGGCUCCUAUUAGGAAAUCCCUAUUUGUUUUACAUAAAGACAAAAUGAACGUGUGCUAAAACCAUUCCAUUUAUCAGCAUACUUAAUAGGUGUAGUUUAGUUCCAGUGCUGAACUUAAAUUUCAGUAGCAAGAGUUCUGGGCUUCACAGAUAAGGUGAGAAUAAUGAAGUUUAAGGCAAAAUUAUCUUAAGUACCAGUCACAACUCUCUUAACCAGCAUGUCCUGGGAUUGGUUUUGUUUAACUGUGUUAUGUUAAUCUUUUUACCUGAUGAAGAGAUCUUAGAAAUUCCAAAGCUAGCACCCCAUUUUGUAAAAUUUAAAUUGGUCUAAUAAAGGUCCUUCUACAUGUUUUUUUUUUUCCUUUUAGCCAAUACAGCUGUUUCAUAGCUGAUCUAAUCCUUAUUCUCUCUAGCCUAGGUUGUAACAGGAAUGAGGUGCUAAAUUUUUGUCCAGGCAUUGAAUUUCAGAGUCUGAAUUGUAAGUGUAUGUGGGUAUUUUUAAAAUAUAAGGGUAUAUCAUGUAAUUCUAGUUGAAAAGCCAGAAAUCAGAUUUCUAAAACAUCAAGAGAAUACAGGGUACAAACUCUUAUUCACUUUCAGGUGAAUGUGAUGAAACUUUUAGAAUGUAGAGCCAAUUAUUUAACUUUUCAGUUAAAUUAAUUUCUUUCAAUAAAUAAGCUACUAGCACUGAGCUGAACUCUGUCUCGCUAAACAUUUUUUUGCAGUUAUGUUUUUUUUAUAAAACAUGCAGUUAUUUUAUGAAAAUAUAGAGAAAGCUUGUAGUAUUAGAAUCUUCAACUAUGAUUUCCAGGAGAAACGUGCGAUUCUUCACUUGUGAAACGUUCCAGCUAGCUCCAGCCAGCACGGUAAUUUUCGCUGAACCACAGUUCAAGGUUAUAGCUCUUACCCUUAGCAGUAAUUUGUUCAAUUUUAGAGACACAGUAAAAACUGUCAGUGUGAA